This is a messenger RNA of Trachymyrmex cornetzi, 3369 nucleotides long. RefSeq names its product scruin like at the midline (gene slim). Gene Ontology annotation, molecular function: protein binding. Bases 848 to 2044 code for a protein of 398 amino acids. NCBI's taxonomy places the organism in Eukaryota, Metazoa, Arthropoda, Insecta, Hymenoptera, Formicidae. Gene Ontology annotation, biological process: positive regulation of stress-activated MAPK cascade. The record is from RefSeq and is a predicted model, not a curated record. The transcript is spliced from 5 exons.
GGUUCCAUUUCUAUCGAGUUCCGGAAGUGUCCCGGUGGAUGUCGCGGGACUUUGCGGGACGCAAUCUUUAUCCGGUACUGCACUCGUCCGGUAACAUGGAUUGUUUUUACGUCCAAAAAUAAACACGGCUGCAUUCUCGUUGACUUUCCCACGCUUGCCUGUAUUUGAGAGACGAGGUAGGCAUAUGAUUGAAUGCGUGUUGCGCACAAAGAGACGAAGUGAACGGUCAACGGUAACUUUGAGGUUCGAGGAAAAGCUUUCACGGAGAGGAGAGUGUUUUGAAGUCGCUUGAAGUCAACUGUCAAAGCUUCUAAGAAAAUACGUUCUACAUAGGAUCCAUAAAAAAUUGUGAUCCUGAAUAUUAGGUCGGAAGUUCAUCUGGGGGGCAAUAAAGAAGAAUAAGAGCACGCCUACGCGGAAGAUGGUUGUCGUGAGGAUCGUAAGAAAGUGAGCGACUCGAUCAGCACAUCAUCAAGUUUAUUGUGUAGGUACUGUGACCUUCGGGUUAGAUAAUCAUUGGGCACAGAAGUAGAAGAGGAAAGUGAUGACUUCAAUACUCGGAGACCUCAUAUAAGUAGAAAAGAAGACAAAGAGCGACGUUGCAGUCAGGACGAAAAAGACGACUCUAAUUCCUUUGAUCUUCUGCACGAAAAACCUAUUUUCGGCUAGGACACGACACUGCGGAAAGAGAGAAACUUGUCGUGAAUCUUCCUUGCGCGAGAUGACUGGCAAUUCUUUCCCGAGGCAGUCACCAGGGUGAUCCAGUCGCUAAUAUUGUGCCACAAACACGAGAGUUCUCGAAAGAACGAAUCUGACGAAUCUUGUUUAGGAUAGAUAAAUAGACAGAAUGAUGGACGCAGGAUUGUAUACAUUCAAACCAUUUGUAUUUACCAAGCCCGUGGUGAACGGGACGGAGCAGCCAAAGGCCCGAAGCGGCCACCGGAUUGCUUGCGAUCAUCGGAACCUAUACUCAUACGGCGGCUUUAAUCCAUGUGUAUCCGAUACCGACCCUGACAUGCGUGAUGAUCAGAUGUGGAGUGCUAGCAAACCACUGUUCAAGGAACUAUGGCGUUUCAACUUUGUCAGCAAGCGCUGGUUGCGGCUACCUGGUCAGGAAAAUAUGCCAAAUGAACUGGCAUCGAAUGCAGUGAUACUGUGUGGCAAUACACUGAUGGUGUAUGGUGGCACCGGUGUGCCGUUUGGCGAGAAUUGCAGCAAUCAGCUGUACGUAUGUAACGUGGACGAUGGCGCCAUCAACGCUGUGCCAGCCAUAGGCGAGCUACCUGAACCUCAGUAUGGGCAGGCACUAGUAUGCCACGGUUCCUAUCUCUAUACAGUCGGUGGUACUACUGGUUAUGAAUAUACCUGCGACAUUCACCGCUUCGAUCUGAGAAGAGGCAUCUGGGAGGUAGUAUAUAUUUGCACAGGCAAGGAUGAAUCAGAGCCAUAUGGCAGAUACAGGCACGAACUUGCUUUUGACGGCAAGAUGAUCUAUGUUUUGGGUGGUGGUACUUCGAAUGAAUCCUAUGGUUUCUUGGAAAUACCGGCAUUUGAUUUGAAGACUAACAGUUGGAAGAUUUUGAACACGCAUGGCGAAACUGAAGAGACUAUGGUACCGGCGCCACGACGUUGUCAUGGUUCUGUACAGUACACAGACGAGAUGAACGGCAUUACUUCGGUCGUCAUAUCGGGCGGUUACAAUGGUGACCGAGUAUUUAAUGACGUUUGGCGACUUAAUCUUAGCACAUUGCGAUGGACACGCUUGCGAGAAUGCAUCCUACCAUGUCCAGUGUAUUUCCAUUCGGCCGCGCUGACUCCAGAAGGUCGCAUGUACAUAUUCGGCGGUAUAGUUAAAAUGAACAACAAGGUGAAAAGAACAAACGCGGUUUACUCUGCUUGGCUAACAAUUCCUAAAUUGUCCGAGAUCUGCUGGCAGGCGUUGAAUUUUUAUUGGGAGGAUUUGAAAGACGCUUCACCGGACAAGUUGCUUAGCAUGGGGAUACCAUUAAAUUUCGUACAAAGACUUGAAUUCUGCGACUGGUGAACGAUUAGUUUCCUCGAUAUCUCUAAACUCUCGAAUCAGAUGUUUUUUACGCUAUACGCACUUUAAAAUGUUCGGCCACGCUUCGAUCAUUCGAUAUUUAGAUUUAUAUAGAGGUGGUUCAACUUUUGAAAUUUUUUAUUUUUUCGAGAAAUGAUGAAGUGUCGAAUUCUCGUAUCUCUUGUUGCAAUAGAGGAGUUCUUCCUGUUAUAGAACGAUUCGAGACGCACUGAUUACAAAAUAAUGGCAGCAAACAUGGGCUGUUUUCCAACAACGUAUACAGGUGACAUAGUGUAACACUGCCUUACACAAAGUAUUCCAACUAUAACACAUUGCUCGACACAGUAAAAAGCUAACUACGAGCGUGUAAAAUAUGUCAAUGUUACUAAUUUUUCAAAAAGUCAUUUGGUAGCCGUACUUACUUUGCAAUGAAACCUUCGCCGAAUAAAAAUCGCCAAUUCUGAAAAAAUUAUAACUUAAGUCUAAAUAAAAAUCAUAAAUCUAUUGAUACGCUAAAUAUAAUUGUAAAAAUAGAAUGGAAGACUCCAAUGCAUUCUGGUAUUACACUAUGAAACUAAACUUGUUCCAACAGGUACUUUACGCAGUGGAAAUGUUUCUGUGUCCCAGCUGGAAAACAGCCAUGGAGAAUUGGAUGUGCAUGCUCGAUUAGAGUUGUCAAGUUGUUUUACUAAAAAAGAGAUUAAGCUUUUAAAAAUUUUAAAGCGUAAGAGCUGCGUUUAUAAACUCAGAUUGUUGACAAGUUUUCCAAAUCUCAAGUAUAUGAAUGAUGUGCAGAGAGAGAGGGGGGGGAGGGAGGGGGGGGGUCAAGAAUGGCCAAGAAAAGGUGGGCAAUCCUCACGAGUAGUGAUUGCAACAUUAGUUCAAAGACUUCUUCUUAACUGACCAAUGGAUUUCUGAUUCUCAAAUUAGGAUCGCAGUACCAUAGUUUCAUUGAAUCUCAUUGAAGUAUCAAAGACUUCUAUUCUACACACAUAACAUUCUCGCCAAAUUAAUAAAAAUGUCAGCAUGUAAAGGAGAAAUAUUUGGAAAAACGAUAUAUAUUAGAAUUAAAAGUAACACAUAUAAUUUUAUCGCCAUUAUUAAAAUUCCUGACGGAAGUUGAGCCAUCCUUAUAAUUUUUGAUGGAACUUUUUUAUUACUUUAUUAUAGUAAUGUAAAUGAUCAAGUAAUUUCACAUUGUAUAUUACUAUUUAUUAUAUUUGUGACAGCUGUAACUUAAUAGCACAAAUUAUUGCCAAAAUACCAGAUCUUUCUUCUUUCUUACAUUUGCGAUCCAAUCUGACAAUUAACUUUAAAUUACUGAACAU